CUUAAAUAUUGUUCGAAUAAAAAUUAAAAUUUUCUUUAAUAGUACAACAUGGGAAAAGUCAUUAAGAAAACGAGGAAAAUUAACAAAAUUGAUAAAACAAUAGAUAUAGCUGGUAAAAAAACGAUAAUAGAGCAUAUGAAUGAAUGGGAAAAACGUGGAAAAGUUUCCAAAACACCUUUUGCAGACUUAUCUAAAAAAUUGAAAGUUCGGUUUAAUUUUGCACCGAAAGCAAUCUGUGAUUAUUGGUGGAAUAUACUUGACCCACGUAUUGACCAUUCACCUUUUUCUCAGGAAGAAAAAAAUUAUAUUUAUGAAUGGAUUGGAAGGUAUAAAGAAAUGAACGAUGGUAUUAUUCCAUGGACGAACUUACAAUCUGAAAUAUCAAACCUUGGGAAAUUUCGUUCACGAAAUGACCUCAAAAACAUUUGGAACGCUAAGAAAAGACAACUUGAGGUUAAAAACAGUGCUCUGGAAAACUUUGAUAAUGGAGAUGAACUUAAAUAUGGUACAAUCAACGUUGAAAACGUAAUUGAGGAUAAAGGCAUUCAAUCAAUUUUCAAUUCCUUUAGUACCAUUUAUAACGAUGGUUAAAAUAAAAGGAUUUAUUUGACAUACUUAUUUAAAUAUUCAUUUGCUUAUUUUAUUCAUUAUAAUCAUUAUUGUAAUUAUUUGUUAGUAAAUUAUAAAUUAUUUAAUAAAAAUAUAUUCUUCGAAUAAAAAUAAAAUAAACACACAUAUUUCAAAAUAUCCACAUAUUAUUCUUUCAAUAAAAAAUGUAUAACCGGUCUUUGAUAACUAUUCUGUCUUUACAGCUAUUUGCGAAAAUAACGGACCACCUAAUUCAUUUUUCGACUGCGUAUGAAAUUUUCAUACGCAGUCAUACGCAUGGUAAUAUC
Messenger RNA from Rhizophagus irregularis DAOM 181602=DAOM 197198, 896 nucleotides. RefSeq lists its product as uncharacterized. NCBI's taxonomy places the organism in Eukaryota, Fungi, Glomeromycota, Glomeromycetes, Glomerales, Glomeraceae. The record is from RefSeq and is a predicted model, not a curated record.